AUGGAAAAGCAGCAAACAAAUAUCACUCCAAGAGAAGUCGAGAGCAAUGGAGUAAUAAAAAAAGAAGUACCAUUGGAUAUAUCAAAAAAGGGCCUCACCAGCAUUAGAGCCAUCGUAUUUCUGUUGUUAUGGUAUUUUUUCAGUGGUUGCACACUUUUCCUGAAUAAGUAUAUCCUAACGUAUCAGAAUGGCAAUCCCACAGUUCUAGGUGCUUGUCAGAUGCUUAUGACUGCAACAUGUGGCUUCAUUCAGUUAUAUUUUCCAUGUGGAAUGUACAAACCCUCCCAAAGGUUAAGCAAACCACCAGGUUUUUAUCAACAUAUGGUUCUAGUUGGCUGUUUUAGAUUCAUCACAGUUGUUUUAGGACUAGUAGCAUUGAAUUAUGUUGCUGUUAGUUUCACAGAGACCAUAAAAAGCUCUGCUCCACUUUUCACUGUCUUGAUAUCAAGAUGUCUUUUGGGGGAACAAACUGGUUUGUAUGUGAAUUUAAGUCUUCUUCCUGUGAUGUCUGGGUUGGCUUUAUGUUCAAUAAAUGAAGUUAGUUUUGAGAUGACUGGAUUUGUGGCUGCUAUGGCUACUAAUGUUACUGAGUGUGUACAAAAUGUUUACUCAAAAAUGCUGAUAUCAGGAGAUAAAUUCAAAUAUACGCCUGCUGAACUUCAGUUUUACACCAGUGUUGCCAGCAUUGUUGUUCAAAUUCCAGCCACUCUCCUGAUGGUCGAUUUGACAGCAGGGAAUACCAUAGGAGGCAAACUAGUGUUCUGUUUCAUCCUCAAUGGAAUAUUUUUCCAUUUCCAAAGCAUCACAGCUUACGUGCUCAUGGACUAUAUUAGUCCAGUUACACAUAGUGUGGCCAAUACUGCAAAACGAGCCUUCCUGAUUUGGCUGUCGAUUCUCAUGUUUGGGAAUCCCAUAACUGUUCUCAGCGGACUGGGAACCAUAACUGUGAUAGCUGGUGUUCUGUUGUACAUAAAAGCGCAUGACUACGAUAAUGACAAAAUGAGUUCUGGUAACCUCAUACACAGAAAGGUUAGGGCAAUUUAG
Phaedon cochleariae (mustard beetle) is the source of this 1044-nucleotide messenger RNA. Lineage: Eukaryota; Metazoa; Arthropoda; Insecta; Coleoptera; Chrysomelidae. The record is from the annotation of a GenBank genome assembly.